AUGAGGUUCAUUGCUGUUCGGGCUAUCGUGACGCUAGCGGCUGCAGCCGCCGUGUCGCUUGCAGUGCCCACAGAGCGAAGGGCAGCGUUCGCCGAUCCAAACGACGAUCUCUUCUACACCACGCCGGACAACAUCAACACAUAUGCCAAUGGUCAGGUCAUCCAGUCACGCAAGGCUGAUACCGAUAUUGGGAACAGCAACAAGGUUGAAGCUUUCCAGCUUCAAUAUCGCACUACCAAUACGCAAAAGGAGGCGCAGGCCAACGUUGCUACCGUAUGGAUCCCCAACAAGCCCGCUUCACCUCCCAAGAUCUUCUCUUAUCAGGUCUAUCAGGACUCGACACAGCUCAACUGUGCUCCGAGCUAUAGCUUUUUGAAGGGCCUUGACAAGCCUAACAAAGCUACCACGAUCCUCGAAGCACCCAUCAUCAUCGGCUGGGCGCUCCAACAAGGUUUCUACGUCGUCUCGUCUGAUCACGAAGGCCCGCGCUCAUCGUUCAUUGCGGGCUACGAGGAAGGUAUGGCUAUUCUCGACGGCAUACGUGCGCUCAAGAACUACGCCAAACUGCCCACGGACAGCGCGAUCGGCUUUUACGGAUACAGCGGCGGUGCCCAUGCAACCGGCUGGGCAGCUAAUCUGGCAGGGAGCUACGCUCCUGAGCACAACAUCAUCGGUGCUGCCUACGGAGGACUGCCUGCUAGCGCCAGAGACACAUUCAACUUCCUCAACAAAGGCGCGUUUGCCGGCUUCGCCAUUGCGGGUGUCUCGGGUCUUGCGCUGGCCUACCCGGACGUGGAGACCUACAUCCAGUCGCGCCUCAACGCCAAGGGAGAAAAGGUGUUUAAACAGGUCCGAAGUCGCGGCUUCUGCAUUGGCCAAGUGGUCCUAACCUACCCAUUCGUCGACGCCUAUUCACUCAUCAACGACACAAACCUUCUCAACGAGGAACCGGUCGCCAGCACGUUGAAAUCCGAGACGUUGGUUCAGGCCGAGGCUAGCUACACGGUUCCUGUUCCCAAAUUCCCGCGUUUCAUCUGGCAUGCGCUCUUGGACGAGAUUGUUCCCUUCCACUCGGCUGCGACCUAUGUCAAGGAGCAGUGUUCAAAGGGCGCCGACAUCAACUGGAAUGUCUACUCAUUUGCCGAGCACAUCUCUGCCGAGCUUUUCGGCUUGCUGCCUGGUCUCGACUGGUUAAACAAGGCUUACAAGGGUCAAGCACCCAAAGUGCCUUGUGGCGGAGGGGCUCAAAGCGUGAUGGGUGCCUCAGGCCCGCCUGCGCAGGACGUUCUGGGAGCUGACCUGGCAAGCCAACUCCGAUCUCUCCAGGGUAAGCCUUCUGCGUUUGGCAACAAACCUUUUGGCUCCAUCUCCCCCUGA
Messenger RNA from Mycosarcoma maydis (corn smut), 1377 nucleotides. Its product is annotated as putative lipase precursor. Gene Ontology annotation, biological process: lipid catabolic process. NCBI's taxonomy places the organism in Eukaryota, Fungi, Basidiomycota, Ustilaginomycetes, Ustilaginales. The transcript has 2 exons. Gene Ontology annotation, molecular function: triacylglycerol lipase activity. The record is from RefSeq and is a predicted model, not a curated record. The coding region runs from base 1 to 1377 and encodes 458 amino acids.